Durio zibethinus is the source of this 1889-nucleotide messenger RNA. Its product is annotated as cytochrome c oxidase assembly factor HCC1-like. Lineage: Eukaryota; Viridiplantae; Streptophyta; Magnoliopsida; Malvales; Malvaceae. Gene Ontology annotation, biological process: mitochondrial respiratory chain complex IV assembly. The record is from RefSeq and is a predicted model, not a curated record.
GGAAGGAAGGAGUUAUUUUUCUCUAUAGUACUGGAGAUUUGGAUAAGUGCAAAGAUUUAUAGAAAGUUGCCAUAUAUUUUUAUAAAACCAAACCAAAUAAAGAAAUGGUAUCCGGUGAGAUUUUUGGGCAUUGUUGGAAGCAACCAUUGAUUUCAAAGAGCACUUUUUUCAGAUUCACUUUACAACAAAAUAAGUAAAUAAAUAGUGGAAAAAGGCAGAGUUAGAGGCCCAAAAAUUACCGGUGAAAUUUGGCAGAAGGAAGCCCAACUAUAUGUCCAGUGUCCAGUAGCCCAAAGGUCCAACUGGAAUUUAUUGCAAAAAAGAAAAGAGGCCAGACCAGACUCUCACCCAUUUCAAUCCCAUUGGAAAACCCCUUCUGCCUUCGCACUAGGGUUUAUCAGAACACAACAAGACAAAAGGUGAAAAGCAAACGUAUUAGGAAUCUAAUCCGUUCAGCCAUGGCUACUGCUAUUUGGAGAAACGCAAGUCGUUUUCGAAACUUUCGUCGAUGUCUUUAUACCCACACUCUGAGCCAAUGUAGAUCAUCCUUUCCAGCUUCAUCCCCAAUGACCGACUCUCUUCACCCUCCAUCUCCCCCUUUCUUACGACCGGUUAUUGCUGUUGGAGCUGACUUCAAAUCCUUGGGAAUUUGUGGAAGAUAUUUAUCUAAUUCUACCACUGCUGCUACUGAUAAUCAAGAGAAGGCAUCAUUUUCAUCAUCAAAAGCCAAUUCUGAAGGAACCCAAAACGCUGGAGGGUCACAACAGAACAGUGGUGAUGCAGGCAAACCUGUUCGCGGAGGGCCUGUUUCAUGGUUGAGUUUCCUGUUGCUGCUCGCCACUGGAAUUGGAAUUAUCCUUUACUACGACAAAGUAAAGAAACGGCAUAUUGAAGAAAUAAGUAAUGCUUCAAAGGCUGUAAAAGAGGGGCCUUCUGCUGGAAAAGCAGCCAUUGGGGGCCCAUUUAGUCUUAUAAACCAUGAUGGAAAACGUGUUACUGAGAAGGAUUUUUUGGGGAAAUGGACUUUGGUUUAUUUUGGCUUCACUCACUGCCCAGAUAUCUGCCCAGAUGAGCUACAAAAGCUAGCUGCUGCUAUUGAUAAAAUAAAGGAAAAAGCGGGAAUAGAAAUUGUGCCUGUAUUUAUCUCUGUUGAUCCUGAGAGAGAUACCCCUGAGCAAGUACAUGAAUAUGUGAAAGAGUUUCAUCCAAAAUUAGUAGGGUUAACUGGUAACUCUGAUGAGAUCAAGAAAGUUGCCCGUGCAUAUCGAGUUUAUUAUAUGAAGACAGAAGAGGAAGAUUCAGACUACCUUGUUGAUCAUUCCAUAGUCAUGUAUGUAUUAGCUUCCUUAUGCUUGUUUGCUCUGACCUGCAUCUGUAGUUUGUUCAGCAUGAUGUUCAACGCAAACCGGCAAUUGACAUUUGUAGAGUAUAGAGAUUUUGGAGUGUUGUAGACGGUGAUGAACACAAAUAGUGGACCUCUAAUUAGAAAAGGAUGGAAUUGUUUCGGGCAAGACUUUUUUGACUAGGCAAUAAGAUAAGGUUUUCAAUUUUUCAAGUGAAGACUUAUUGUCAUGGCAAGGGAAGAAUUCUUUGGCUACUAAAGGGAAGGAUGGUAGUAAAUGUGGGCUUUGGGUGGCACUGCUGUAAAGUACUUAAACCUCUCAACAUGCAUCAUUCAAUUUUCUGAUGAAAUUACUAAUUGUUGAACCAUUCACUGCAAUUGGCAUUUCAUGCACCGCAGUAAGAAGCCUAUUAUUUGUGAGCUGGAAUCUUGUUCUCGUAUGCACACUUUGUAAUAAUUUGAUUUUCAUUCUUAAUGCUGAACAUCCUGAACUUCCCUUGUAAAUCACACAGAACACAACUUCUAUUGAUUCUGGUCUUUCUUUCUU